CGGCGGCGCUAGCGAGCGGCCGGCCGGGCGCGGGUUGCUGGGUGCGCUGCUCCGGCGGGGCCCGCUUGUACAGCUGCCUCGUGCGAGCCGCCCGCCCGGCGGGUGAAGCUGCGAGCGCUCCGAGUGCCGGUCCCGGGGCCGCCAGCGCUGCCCUCCAGCCGCCGCCCUCCGUGCCUCCUUCGGGCGGCCCCGCCCCCGUUCCCAUCCCCCUCGCGCUCACCUCCUGGCUGUGCAGCGCGCGAGGCGGAGCAAGUUGCCCGCCGCCGCCGCCGCCGCGCUGGGCGAGAGCCUGCACCCGCGCCGCCGCUGACAGGAGGACCGCCGAGGGCUGCGCUAGCCGCCGGGCCGCGCCUUUCCCGGACGCAGACCCACAGCGGGCGUCGGAGCGCAGCGAGGUGCUCUGGGAUCGCGGGCGGCGCCGGCGGGCGGCGCGGUUCUCACAGGAGACCCCGGGGACUCGGGCUUGACCCCGAGGUGCAGCGAAACCCUCUCAGAGCGGCAGUUUUGUGAAUACUAGAAUAGCACAACCAUGUUUCGGAAUAGUCUCAAGAUGCUUCUUACUGGAGGGAAAUCAAGUCGUAAGAAUAGAUCAAGUGAUGGAGGGAACGAGGAAGCACCGGAUCGAAGACAGUCAAGUGUAGACUCUCGCCAAAGCCGCUCUGGGCAAGGUGGCAUCUCCACAGAAAGCGACUGUGCUUUUGAGCCAGACUACGCCGUCCCACCACUUCCAGUGAGUGAAGGUAUGCAGCACAUUCGGAUUAUGGAGGGCAUGUCUCGCUCUCUUCCAUCCUCCCCCUUACUCACACAUCAGUCUAUCAGUGUUCGGCUCCAACCUGUGAAGAAGUUAACUGCCCCUCUGAGGAAGGCAAAGUUUGUUGAGAGCCCACGAAUUCCAGAAUCCGAGCUUGGCUCACCAACCCUCACUUCAGCUCAGAAACUGGACGUGGAUGCAUACUGCCCUGGUGAUGCUGAACAAGAACUUGGUCCCCCUCCAUCUGUAGAUGAGGCAGCAAACACACUCAUGACUCGUCUGGGUUUCCUCCUUGGAGAGAAAGUCACGGAAGUUCAGCCAGGUGACCAAUACAACAUGGAAGUACAGGAUGAAAAUCAGACCUCAGCAAUCACCCAGAGGAUAAGUCCCUGUUCCACCUUGACUAGCAGCACUGCCUCUCCACCAGCCAGUAGCCCCUGCUCUACUCUCCCGCAAGUCAGUACAAAUGCAACUGCCAAGGAUAGCAGCUAUGGGGCUGUCACUAGUCCAACCUCCACCCUUGAAAGCAGAGAUAGCGGUAUCAUUGCUACCUUGACAAGCUAUUCUGAAAACAUGGAACGCACAAAAUACGUUGGGGAAAGCAGUAAAGAAUUAGGAUCUGGAGGAAACAUAAAGCCUUGGCAGUCUCAAAAAUCCAGCAUGGAUUCCUGUUUAUAUCGAGUAGAUGAAAACAUGACGGCUUCCACCUAUAGUCUGAAUAAGAUCCCAGAGAGGAAUUUGGAAACAGUUUUAUCACAGUCAGUACAGUCUAUUCCUCUUUAUCUUAUGCCACGGCCAAAUUCAGUAGCAGCCACAAGCUCCACCCACUUGGAGGACCUCGCUUACCUGGAUGAGCAGAGACAUACACCUUUGAGAACUUCUCUUCGAAUGCCAAGACAGAGCAUGGCCGGUGCUCGCACACAACAGGAUUUGAGAGUUCGCUUUGCACCUUACAGGCCUCCCGAUAUCUCCCUGAAGCCGCUGCUCUUUGAAGUGCCCAGCAUCACUACAGAGUCAGUGUUUGUUGGCCGGGAUUGGGUUUUCCAUGAAAUAGAUGCUCAACUUCAAAGUUCAAAUGCCAGCGUGAACCAAGGAGUAGUGAUCGUGGGGAACAUUGGGUUCGGCAAAACCGCCAUCGUCUCCAGACUGGUGGCCCUCAGCUGCCACGGAACACGGAUGAGACAGAUCGCCUCAGACAGCCCACAUGCCUCCCCGAAACAUAUGGAUGCCAACAGAGAGCUGCCACUCACACAGCCACCUUCAGCCCACUCAUCCAUCACCAGUGGAAGCUGCCCAGGAACUCCAGAAAUGCGGAGGCGGCAGGAGGAGGCCAUGCGGAGACUAGCCUCGCAGGUGGUUGCCUAUCACUAUUGCCAAGCAGAUAAUGCCUACACCUGCCUGGUGCCGGAAUUCGUCCACAAUGUUGCUGCCCUGCUCUGCCGCUCACCGCAGCUGGCGGCCUAUCGGGAGCAGCUUCUCCGGGAGCCUCACCUACAGAGCAUGCUGAGCCUUCGGUCCUGUGUUCAAGAUCCCAUGGCCUCCUUCCGGAGGGGAGUGCUGGAGCCCCUGGAGAAUCUCCACAAAGAGAGAAAAAUCCCAGAUGGAGAUUUCAUCAUCUUAAUUGAUGGAUUAAAUGAAGCAGAAUUUCACAAACCGGAUUAUGGGGAUACAAUUGUAUCAUUUCUGAGUAAAAUGAUUGGAAAAUUUCCUUCCUGGCUGAAACUAAUUGUAACAGUUAGGACCAGUUUACAGGAAAUUACCAAGCUGCUGCCUUUCCAUAGGAUUUUUUUGGAUCGACUAGAAGAGAAUGAAGCCAUAGACCAGGACCUGCAGGCUUACAUCCUGCACCGGAUACACAGCAGCUCAGAGAUCCAGAAUAACAUUUCACUUAAUGGCAAAAUGGACAAUACUACAUUUGGCAAACUCAGUUCUCAUCUCAAGACACUCAGUCAAGGGUCCUAUCUAUACCUGAAACUCACAUUUGACCUCAUAGAGAAAGGCUAUCUAGUGUUAAAGAGCUCUAGCUACAAAGUAGUUCCUGUUUCGCUCUCUGAGGUUUACUUACUCCAGUGCAAUAUGAAGUUCCCAACCCAGUCUUCCUUUGACCGGGUGAUGCCUCUCCUGAAUGUGGCAGUGGCCUCUCUCCACCCACUGACUGAUGAACAUAUCUUCCAAGCCAUCAAUGCUGGCAGCAUUGAAGGCACGCUAGAAUGGGAGGAUUUUCAGCAGAGAAUGGAGAACCUCUCCAUGUUCCUAAUCAAGCGCAGAGACAUGACUCGUAUGUUUGUACAUCCUUCUUUUCGAGAAUGGCUUAUCUGGAGAGAAGAAGGAGAGAAAACCAAAUUUCUCUGUGAUCCCAGGAGUGGUCACACAUUACUUGCCUUCUGGUUUUCCCGCCAAGAGGGAAAACUAAACCGACAGCAGACAAUUGAACUGGGACAUCACAUCCUCAAAGCACACAUUUUUAAGGGUUUGAGUAAAAAAGUUGGAGUAUCAUCCUCCAUCCUCCAAGGUCUCUGGAUCUCCUAUAGCACAGAGGGUCUUUCCAUGGCAUUGGCAUCUUUACGAAAUCUCUAUACUCCAAAUAUAAAGGUCAGCCGACUGCUGAUUUUGGGAGGUGCCAACAUUAAUUACCGGACAGAGGUUUUAAAUAAUGCUCCAAUUCUAUGCGUCCAGUGUCAUCUUGGUUACACAGAAAUGGUGGCCCUACUGUUGGAGUUUGGGGCCAACGUGGAUGCCUCCUCAGAAAGUGGCCUGACUCCUCUGGGCUAUGCUGCAGCCGCAGGCUUCCUAAGCAUUGUCGUGCUGCUGUGCAAGAAACGGGCCAAGGUGGAUCACUUGGAUAAGAAUGGGCAGUGUGCCUUGGUCCACGCUGCACUCCGAGGUCAUCUGGAAGUUGUCAAGUUUUUGAUUCAGUGUGACUGGACAAUGGCGGGCCAGCAGCAAGGGGUGUUUAAGAAGAGCCAUGCCAUCCAGCAGGCCCUCAUCGCUGCAGCCAGCAUGGGUUAUACUGAGAUUGUCUCCUACCUACUUGAUCUUCCAGAAAAAGAUGAGGAAGAGGUGGAACGAGCACAGAUCAACAGCUUUGACAGUCUCUGGGGAGAGACAGCCCUGACAGCUGCAGCCGGAAGGGGCAAACUGGAGGUGUGUCGUCUACUCCUGGAACAGGGGGCAGCAGUGGCCCAGCCAAACCGCCGAGGGGCAGUGCCCUUAUUCAGCACCGUUCGCCAAGGCCACUGGCAGAUUGUUGAUCUUUUACUCACCCACGGAGCUGAUGUCAACAUGGCGGACAAGCAGGGCCGCACUCCCCUGAUGAUGGCAGCCUCCGAAGGCCACCUGGGAACUGUGGACUUUCUCCUUGCUCAAGGUGCCUCCAUUGCACUAAUGGACAAAGAAGGAUUGACAGCCCUCAGCUGGGCUUGUUUGAAGGGUCACCUCUCAGUAGUACGUUCUCUGGUGGAUAAUGGAGCCGCCACAGACCAUGCUGACAAGAAUGGCCGCACCCCACUGGAUCUGGCGGCUUUCUAUGGUGAUGCUGAGGUGGUCCAGUUCCUGGUGGAUCACGGGGCCAUGAUUGAGCACGUUGACUACAGCGGAAUGCGCCCUUUGGACAGGGCAGUGGGGUGCCGGAACACUUCUGUUGUUGUCACUCUUCUGAAGAAAGGAGCCAAGAUAGGUUGUCAGACGUUACCGAGUCGCCCACGAGGUCCAGCCACAUGGGCGAUGGCCACCUCCAAACCAGACAUCAUGAUCAUCCUGCUGAGCAAGCUGAUGGAAGAGGGGGACAUGUUUUAUAAGAAAGGGAAAGUAAAGGAAGCUGCCCAGCGCUACCAGUACGCUCUGAAGAAAUUCCCUAGAGAAGGGUUUGGUGAGGACUUGAAAACCUUCCGGGAACUAAAAGUGUCUCUCCUCCUCAACCUCUCUCGAUGUCGCAGGAAAAUGAACGAUUUUGGAAUGGCGGAGGAAUUUGCUACUAAGGCCCUGGAGCUGAAACCGAAAUCUUAUGAAGCUUACUAUGCAAGAGCAAGGGCAAAACGCAGCAGCAGACAGUUUGCAGCAGCCUUAGAGGACCUGAACGAGGCCAUCAAGCUGUGUCCAAACAACCGUGAGAUCCAGAGGCUUCUGCUGAGAGUGGAGGAGGAGUGUCGGCAGAUGCAGCAGCAGCCGCCGGCGGCACAGCAGCAGCCUCAGCAGCAGUUACCGGAAGAGACAGAACCCGAACCCCAGCAUGAAGAUAUCUACUCCGUGCAGGACAUACUCGAGGAGGAGUUCUUGGAACAGGAUGUUGAGAAUGUGUCCAUCGGCCUCCAGACGGAGGCUCGGCCCAGCCAGGGGCCCCCGAUAAUCCAGAGCCCGCCCCCCUCCCCGGCCCACCGUGAUGCGGCCUACGUCUCCAGCUCGCCUCUCGGCUCUCACCAGGUUUUUGACUUCCGGUCCAGUAGUUCUGUAGGUUCUCCCACUAGGCAGAGCUAUCAGUCCACCUCACCCGCUCUUUCUCCGACUCACCAGAACUCGCAUUACAGGCCUAGUCCCCCGCACACUUCCCCAGCUCAUCAGGGAGGAUCUUACCGCUUCAGCCCCCCUCCUGUGGGAGGGCAGGGCAAGGAAUACCCGAGCCCUCCCCCGUCCCCUCUCCGCAGAGGCCCUCAGUAUCGGGCCAGCCCUCCCGCGGAAAGCAUGAGUGUUUAUAGAUCCCAGUCAGGCUCCCCCGUGCGCUAUCAGCAAGAAACAAAUGUUAGUCAGCUUCCUGGCAGACCGAAAUCUCCAUUAUCCAAGAUGGCCCAGCGGCCCUACCAGAUGCCCCAACUUCCCGUGGCAGUGCCCCAGCAAGGGCUCAGGCUCCAGCCGGCCAAAGCGCAGAUCGUGAGAAGCAACCAGCCUAGCUCAGCAGUUCAUUCGAGCACUGUCAUCUCCACAGGGGCCUAUGGCCAAGUGGCCCAUUCGAUGGCUGGUAAAUACCAGUCUUCACAAGGAGACAUAGGAGUAAGUCAGAGCAGGUUGGUUUAUCAAGGGUCAAUCGGGGGGAUUGUAGGGGAUGGGAGACCCGUGCAGCAUGUGCAGGCCAGCCUGAGUGCAGGCGCCAUCUGUCAGCACGGAGGGUUGACCAAAGAAGACCUUCCCCAGCGACCUUCCUCCGCCUAUCGAGGUGGCAUGAGAUACAGCCAGACACCACAGAUUGGGCGUAGCCAGUCCGCAUCCUAUUACCCAGUCUGUCACUCAAAACUAGACCUGGAGCGUUCCUCCAGCCAACUAGGUUCCCCCGAUGUGUCACAUUUAAUCAGAAGACCUAUUAGUGUCAACCCUAAUGAAAUCAAACCCCACCCACCAACUCCCAGGCCAUUGCUGCACUCCCAAAGCGUAGGCCUUCGUUUCUCUCCAUCUAGCAAUAGUAUCUCAUCCGCCUCCAACCUAACUCCUACCUUCCGGCCAUCUUCCUCGAUUCAACAAAUGGAGAUCCCACUGAAACCGGCAUACGAUAGGUCAUGUGACGAGCUGUCGCCAGUGUCUCCCACUCAGGGAGGUUACCCUAGUGAGCCCACCCGAUCCAGGACCACACCAUUCAUGGGGAUCAUAGAUAAAACAGCCCGGACUCAACAGUACCCCCACCUUCACCAGCAGAAUCGGACCUGGGCAGUGUCAUCAGUGGAUACCGUUCUCAGUCCUACAUCUCCAGGCAACCUGCCUCAGCCUGAGUCCUUCAGCCCACCGUCAUCCAUCAGCAACAUUGCCUUUUAUAACAAAACCAACAAUGCACAGAACGGCCACUUGCUGGAGGACGAUUACUACAGCCCCCACGGGAUGCUGGCUAACCGGUCGCGCGGAGACCUGCUGGAGAGAGUUAGCCAGGCCUCCUCGUACCCCGACGUGAAGGUAGCUCGGACCCUCCCUGUGGCUCAGGCGUACCAGGACAACCUGCACAGGCAGCUGUCCCGGGACUCUCGACACGGGCAGACGUCCCCUAUCAAACCAAAGAGACCAUUUGUGGAGUCUAAUGUUUAAAAGACGUGUGUUGGAGUGAGACCCCUAUGUGUUCACUGCACAUUUUCAGGCUUGGUUUCCACAUUCGAGGUAGUUCUCUGGCUUAAUUUCUCAUGUAGUUUCCGUGUGGUGUUCAGAGGUGGCAGCCCACAUGCCGAAAUCCUUUGCAUGCAGCCAACUGGGAAGCUGGCCUCCGGGGAGCCAGGACUUGGGUUUCUUUUGUCUGUACCCUAGCCACACGCUCUCUCCCUCUCUUCAGAUGCCAACGAGGAGAUUGUUGUGCCGUGUGCUUUAACCCAGGGAGAUCAGACACACUGGUCAGCUUUUUCCAGGAGACAAUCGCUUUCACUGAUGUUCUUGUUGUGUAAAACGUCUUUCUCCUUUUUUUACAAAAAUAAGAUGUUCUCGUUCGUUUUCUUCUAGGAACUUUAGAAAGAGUGUGAUGCCCCUUUGCCUUUGCAUUCUUAUCCAGUGUUAUCCAAAUAGCAGCCCCAGUGCAUUCUUGUGCCAUGGUCUCCUCCCCUGGACCGCCAGCUCCCUGCAGCCAUCCGGUCUAGAAUGUUCGUUUAGAUUAUCGCUGGUCUUCCUCUGGGGGUAAAGGAUCAAGGAGAAAGAGAAGAAAUAAGAAAGCACCAAUGCAGUUAUUUGAAAUGUCACUACAUGGAUUUCCCAAGAGGCAUUUUAGGAACAUUGAGAAAACAACCAGCCCUUUAAAUAUUCCAGUCAGCCGAGGAAAUUGGAUGAGAAUCAUGCAUACUUUUAAAUAAUUCACUGAGUUAUUCUUUACGUUUUUAGCCAAAUUAACCAUUAAAAGCUACCGAUUUUCCAUGGGUGGGGGAGAGAAUAAAUAAAUACAUAGAGAGACUGUUCUGGAUUCUCAGUGAAAGGCUGUAGAAAAUCUGUCUUGGAGAAAUCUACUUCUUGGGUUCUGAUACGUCACUGAGCAUCGUAUUCCUCAAAAAGCAUUCUCUUCCCGGAGGUUGCCUGGUGUAGUAAUCCUGUUAAGUUGGAUCUUUGCCUAGAGCCAGAUUUUGUUCUACUGGCCCUCUUUUUGUUUUUUUUUUAAACCCAGAUGGUAUAGUGAAGAAUUGGUUUUGGGGGAAGGAAGUUGAAUUCUCUGGGGACGGUGAGACUUAUUCCCAGAGCUUGCACCCAGGGCCAUUGCAUUCCAUGGCAAAUGUUGUCUAACUCCAUUUCAAGGUCUAUUGUUUCAUUAUCUAUUAUUACAGGAAUUGUUUACUCUUUUCUUUUUCUAGGUAGGAGUGUUUGGGGAUUGAUAUUUAAAAGCCAGGCACAGCGAAGUGUUUCCGGGUGAAGAAAGACCCCUUUCAGCCCUGGGUAGGAGCACAUAAGGUAGACAGCAAGUCUUCUGAUCCAGUCACCCUCCAGACAUCUCCUGUGUCUGGUGGCCCUUUGCUAACCGGUCCUUUGAGUGACUGAGGCCAGCAUGAGAGGGACGGCAAGAACACUGAAAUCGAAGCCUUAGCACAGGCCUGGUAGCGACUGCACAUCAGCUCUUAAAGUUAACAAACUAAACAACUAAAAGUAAACAAAAGAGAAUUCGGUCACUGUUACCAGGAAUCAUUCUGCUCUUGUUAGUAAAGGGCUACAGGAAGGGAGGUUUCCUGAGUAAAAAUCCAGAUGUGACCAGACCUGUUUGUGAUAGUAAGUGUCCUCUGAAAGAAUCGUUAAGACAUGGGGAGCAUGAAGCUGAAAUCAGAAACACUUCUUUACUAACUUAGAUUCUGCCAAACAGAUGAACCCCUCCACCCCCAAGCCUGGAACAGGCCAGGAUGUGUGUCCUGUGCUAGAAGUCAACAGCAAGGCUAACUCAAGACCCAGCCUCUGUCCACUCUCUCUGAUGCUUAAGGACUAUCUCCCACUCACCUAGCCCAGAGUGGACAUCAGUGUGUCUCUCUUUCUCUCAAGAAGGUGAAAUGUACAGCUAUAGCAUCAGCCUACAGCCAGGAGCCCAGCAGCCUCUCAGCUUUUUUGGUCCAGAUCUCAGCCCUGCUGGGCUCUUUGCAUCUUACCCUUUUUAACUACUACUCACUGAGGAGCUGCUGCUACUUUUUGAAAAUUUCUCAGUGUUUAUUAGAAAAGUGCCCCUUGUUUAUUUGGAACACCACACGUACCACCUGCACUCACGUGAGUGGGCAAGCAGGUGCUGUAGUUUUACAAAUACACCACUGAUGCCACUUCUCCUGAGCGUGUCUCUUAGAAUUUUCUAGGACAGACAGAUUUAGGGUCCAUGCCUUACUGGACAAAACACUAAACUGUCAACAGUCAAGAUGCAGUUCUUUUUUAGCCAUCGUAAGAGGGAGUGAAUAUCACUACUGGGCGCCCGUUGUUUUUGACUAAAAAUUGCCAACUGGACCUUAUUGGAGCAGGAGACAAAGCUCUUCCUUGUAAGCAGACUGCCUGUGCCCUGUUUUGCUACUUCACUGCCACGGGACGAUCUCAGUGCUGUACCUUAGAGAUGCCUCCUCCCCAGGCAGCACUUGCUCAGUCAAUGUCUGGCUUCAGGUGGGGGGGGGGGGAAUUUUUCACAUGAAACCGGUAAGUUCCACUCAGCCAAUUCACAUCACCCUGAAAUGGAGACAGUGGUGACAGACUUCAGCUUAUAGGUUUCUCACCAAAUCCUACCUUCCGUUCACCCAGAAUUCUUGCACUAAUGGGUUUCCAUCACAUCAUGUCUUUAAAUGGGUGCACUUUAUUGUUUGAAUUUGUAACUGAUAAAUACUGGAUAUUUAAGUGUGAGUAAUGUCUUCAUUAGAAAAUAGCAAAACCGCCCUUGUCUUUUAGUGUAUUUUUCAAGGGAAAAAAAAAAAGGAAAGAAA
Orcinus orca (killer whale) is the source of this 9570-nucleotide messenger RNA. It is a transcript of the gene TANC2, whose product is annotated as tetratricopeptide repeat, ankyrin repeat and coiled-coil containing 2. Gene Ontology annotation, cellular component: dendritic spine. NCBI's taxonomy places the organism in Eukaryota, Metazoa, Chordata, Mammalia, Artiodactyla, Delphinidae. The transcript is spliced from 28 exons. Gene Ontology annotation, biological process: regulation of dendritic spine morphogenesis. Gene Ontology annotation, molecular function: protein binding. The coding region runs from base 530 to 6751 and encodes 2073 amino acids. The record is from RefSeq and is a predicted model, not a curated record.